UCCUGUCGAUGCUGCCUUGCUUGCUUCACAAGAAGGGGGAGACUACUUAGACGCCGAAAAGAACCCCAUCUACUCUCACACAUUCCUCAUUAGCCUGUAAUCUUUACCUUCAUUUUCUACGAGAUUUCUAGAUUAAUUUCAACAUGUUUCUCACUAGGACUGAGUACGAUAGAGGAGUGAAUACCUUCUCUCCGGAAGGUCGAUUGUUUCAGGUUGAAUAUGCCAUUGAGGCCAUCAAGUUAGGUUCAACUGCUAUCGGUUUAAAGACCAAGGAAGGGGUUGUUCUUGCUGUUGAAAAGCGUAUCACUUCAACACUUCUGGAGCCCAGCAGUGUCGAAAAAAUCAUGGAAAUUGAUGAGCACAUAGGCUGUGCAAUGAGUGGAUUAAUUGCUGAUGCUCGCACACUUGUGGAACAUGCACGUGUUGAAACUCAGAAUCAUAGAUUCUCAUAUGGUGAGCCGAUGACUGUUGAAUCCACUACGCAAGCACUUUGUGAUCUGGCUUUACGGUUUGGUGAAGGUGACGAAGAAUCAAUGUCUCGACCAUUUGGGGUAUCAUUACUGAUUGCUGGCCAUGAUGAGAAUGGUCCCAGUCUGUACUAUACAGAUCCUUCUGGCACAUUCUGGCAAUGUAAUGGGAAGGCUAUUGGCUCUGGUUCUGAGGGUGCUGACAGCUCUCUGCAGGAGCAAUAUAACAAGGAUUUAACUCUUAGAGAAGCUGAAACAAUUGCUCUUUCAGUUCUGAAGCAAGUUAUGGAGGAAAAAGUAACCCCCAACAACGUGGAUAUAGCGAAGGUAGCUCCAUCUUACCAUUUGUACACCCCUGCUGAGGUGGAGGCUGUCAUUGCUCGUCUUUGAAACCAUCCUCCAGAUAAUCUGGUCUACUUCGAUCUCUGUUACUUUUAGUACAAGUUUUUUGGCGUUGUAAUGCAUUCUCUUUCGCUUGGAGUUUCAACCAUGUAACAGUUCCAAUUUAUGCAAACUCACCGAGGUUUCUUGAAAGGAAUGAAGGAAAUUCAUACCUUAUUGAAACUUAAACAUUAGGAGAAUCAUAUUAGACCUUGAACACUAGAUAUUUUCUGUCCUUUUGUUAUUGUGCAACUAUGAAUUUUCUAUGCUAAUCUAAAUGAACCCCGUAACUGCA
Molecule: messenger RNA, 1143 nt
Organism: Daucus carota subsp. sativus
Lineage: Eukaryota; Viridiplantae; Streptophyta; Magnoliopsida; Apiales; Apiaceae
Product: proteasome subunit alpha type-5
Exons: 10
Coding region: 144-857 (237 amino acids)
Biological process (GO): proteasome-mediated ubiquitin-dependent protein catabolic process
Cellular component (GO): proteasome core complex; nucleus; proteasome core complex, alpha-subunit complex
Source: RefSeq, a predicted model, not a curated record